Molecule: messenger RNA, 1926 nt
Organism: Clunio marinus
Lineage: Eukaryota; Metazoa; Arthropoda; Insecta; Diptera; Chironomidae
Source: the annotation of a GenBank genome assembly
AUGCCUUCUGUGCAAAAAACUGGAGAAGCCAUUGGUAUUGAUCUUGGUACCACAUACAGCUGUGUUGGUAUCUAUAAACAUGGAAAAGUUGAGAUCAUUGCUAAUGAAAUGGGAAACAGAACAACACCGAGCUAUGUUGCAUUCAACGAUACAGAAAGACUUAUUGGAGAUGCAGCUAAGAACCAGGUGGCAAUGAAUCCACAAAAUACAGUAUUUGAUGCCAAACGUUUGAUUGGACGUCGAUUUGAUGAUGAGAAAGUUCAAGCUGAUAUGAAGCAUUGGCCCUUCAAAGUUUAUAAUGAUUGUGGAAAACCAAAACUUCAAGUUGAGUUCAAAGGUGAAGUUAAGAAGUUUGCACCAGAAGAAAUCAGUUCGAUGGUUUUGACAAAGAUGAGAGAAAUUGCUGAAGCUUAUUUGGGUUCAAAAGUCACCGAUGCAGUCAUCACAGUUCCUGCUUACUUCAAUGAUUCACAGAGACAAGCCACUAAAGAUGCUGGAGCUAUUGCUGGUCUCAACGUCUUAAGAAUCAUCAACGAACCAACAGCAGCAGCUUUGGCUUAUGGCUUAGACAAGAACUUGAAAGGAGAAAGAAAUGUUUUGAUCUUCGAUCUUGGUGGCGGAACUUUCGAUGUUUCCAUCUUAACCAUCGAUGAAGGUUCAUUGUUUGAAGUGAAAUCUACAGCUGGUGACACUCAUCUCGGUGGUGAAGAUUUCGACAACAGAUUGGUGAAUCAUUUCUUGGAAGAGUUCAAAAGAAAACACAAGAAAGACUUGAGUGGAAACAUGAGAGCAUUGAGACGAUUGAGAACGGCAUGUGAACGAGCUAAGCGCACAUUAUCAUCAUCGACUGAAGCAACAAUUGAAGUUGAUGCACUUCACGAAGGUGUUGACUUUUAUUCGAAAAUUUCCCGAGCUCGUUUCGAAGAAUUGAACAUGGAUCUCUUCCGAUCAACUCUCCAACCAGUCGAACAAGCUUUACGUGAUGCGAAAAUGGACAAAGGACAAAUCCAUGACGUUGUGUUGGUCGGAGGUUCAACACGCAUACCAAAGAUUCAGAAGAUGCUUCAAGAUUUCUUCUGUGGCAAGCAACUUAACUUCUCUAUCAAUCCAGACGAAGCAGUAGCUUAUGGUGCUGCUGUUCAAGCUGCAAUCUUGACAGGAGAUCAAAGUUCACAGAUUCAAGAUGUGUUGCUUGUAGACGUCACUCCAUUGUCGUUGGGAAUUGAAACAGCUGGUGGUGUAAUGACAAAGAUCAUUGAACGAAACGCGAGAAUUCCUUGCAAGCAACAACAAACCUUCACAACAUACUCCGAUAAUCAAUCUGCUGUUACAAUUCAAGUUUAUGAAGGUGAAAGAGCCAUGACCAAAGAUAACAAUUUGUUGGGAACUUUCAAUCUCACUGGAAUCCCACCAGCACCUCGUGGAGUUCCUAAAAUUGAAGUAACAUUUGAUCUCGAUUCCAAUGGAAUCAUGAACGUUUCAGCUAAAGAUAACUCAACUGGAAAACAGGAAAAAAUAACAAUCAAGAACGACAGCGGUCGUUUGUCGAAAGCCGAAAUCGAUCGAAUGUUGUCGGAAGCUGAAAAGUAUCGUGAAGAAGACGAGAAACAACAGAAACGCAUUCAAUCUCGUAAUCAACUCGAAGCUUACAUUUUCGGAUGCAAGCAAGCUGUAGAAGAUGCUCCAGCAGGAAAAUUGACUGAAGAUGAUAAGAAAGUUGUACGUGACAAAUGUUUAUCAGAACUUUCAUGGCUUGACUCGAACAAUCUCGCCGAGAAAGAAGAAUUUGAAGAUCAUCUGAAAGAAGCCCAAAAAGUCUGCAGUCCAAUAAUGGCAAAACUUCAUGGAGGGGCUGGCGGUCCAGGAUUCACUCCAAAAGCUGGUCAACAACAACACAGUGGACCAACAGUUGAAGAAGUUGAUUAA